GUAAUGUAUAUACCUAUCUACUCACAUACCCUAACAUUAAAGAACGAAAAAAAAUUUUUAUGAUGGACCGUUGGAUGAAUAAGUCAGAGAAGAACAACAUUAUGACAGAAUAAUCUGUGGACUGAUUUGUAUACUCUGUGAUCAAUUAUUUUAAGGUUAGAUUUAUCGAAGCAUAAUUUAUUGCGUUUUAAAAAUUGACUACUUGUCUUGUGAACUGUUGUCUCAAUGUUUUCAAGUUUAUUUGUAAUUACUGAGGAAUAACCUCAACAUUUUUGGCCCUGAUGAUGGAAACAAAGUUUUCCGAAAGCUAGGCAAGAAAUAAAGAGUAUUUAAAUCUACCUCGCUUCAGUCGAUAUCCCUUAAAAUUGCAGACAUUUAUAGUACGACUGUUAACUAAUCAAAUAUAUCACAAAAUGGGAUUUUAUCAUGACAUCGCCACAACUUAUGGACAAGAAGAGGCAACAAGACUUAAAAGGUGGAGCUCAAAUAAUAUCAAGCUGGCAUCUGCCCGAAAUAGGAGAAUAUUCCUGUUGGAGUGUAAGAGAAGAAAUCUGGUACCUAAUCAUAUAAAUCACAGCAUUAAAAGUGUUCAGAAGCUUUUUGAAAUUGAAGGAGGGAAAAAACUAAAUAAGAAAAUCGAUAAUUUCAACAACAAGUUAACUAGUUCUAUCUCACGCUUGGAGGUUAAUCAUGUAAACUUAAGAAUCAGUCAUUUAGAAACAGCUAAUGAGGAUAUUAUGAGGAUGUUAAAGGACAUCAUGUCACGAGAAUUGUUAAUGGAGUUUAAGAAAAGACAGAGAAUUCUAUACAACAAACGAUUCCAUAUAAUAAAACUGACAAACAUCAAAAAGAUUGGAAAACUGGAAGAGAUGAAUAAGCCAAAUUGGAAGAAUCAAGAAAAAUGGUUUAGGAAUCUGUCGUCAAUACAGAUUCCUAAAGAAAUAGAAAAUUUUCUAUCGUUAGGAUCGAAGUUCAGCAUGGCUGUACCUGUAGGGGAGAUAUCGAUGGACAAUCUCAUUGCCGAUGUGGAAGAUAUUAUUCAAAAGACAACUGAGAAGAAUCAAGACCUAUACCGAGCAAAAGUAUCCAGCAUCAUAGCCAGUUAUAUUCACAAAAAUAGGGACAUAAUGUACCAAACAGACAGACCAUAUAGAAUUGCAAGGGAAUUUCUGAAAGCUAAUGAAAAUCUUAUCAUCCUUAAUAGCGACAAAGGAGCAGUCACUGUGGCCAUGGACAGAGAAGACUAUACUCAAAAAAUGUAUACAAUAAUAAAUUCAGAAAGUUUCAAACAAAUACCGAGAGAUCCUACAACCACAUUGCAAAACAAAUGCAAUGACUAUAAUGAAUUCUAUGUGCAAACAUUUGGCUGCGCCAUGGGAUCGAAGCUUAGCCCGAUCUUGUCACAAUAUGUAAUGGACCAUCUACUGGAUGUAUGUAUACCGUUGCUGUCAUUCAAUCUCAUUUUCCUGAAGAAAUUUGUUGACGACCUAAUCCUUGCACUGCCUCACACAGGCAUAGAUGAAAUACAACAAAUUUUCAACAGCUAUGAUCCACACAUACAAUUUACAAUAGAGAGAGAAGAUGAAAAUAAAACAGUACCCUUUUUAGACACGAAGGUAUGUAGAAUAAAUAACAAAAUUAAACUAGACUGGUACAGAAAGAAUUCAGCAUCCAAUAAGUUCAUCAACUAUCAGUCAGAACAUCCAAUACAAGUAAAAAUAAAUUGUGUUAAAGAAAUGAAAGCCAGGAUCAAGAACAUUUGUCACCCAGAUUUGGUGGAUGCGAAUCUGAAGAAAUUAUACCGGAUAUUUCAAGAAAACUCUUAUCCGAGAGGAUUACUAAACAAAUUAUUGUACGAGUCAAAUAAUAAUCCAGAACAACCUAAACCUGAACCAAAACCACCUGAAGCAGCAGAAGGAGAUGAUAACAGAAUGCCAGAAAACACAAAAUAUGGUUCCCUGCCAAAUAUUAGAGAUUUGACUAGUAAGAUCAAAAAUUGUUUCAAGGAGGAAAAUAUAAAGAUAGCAACGUAUAAUACAAAAAGCAUUUCAAGAUUAUACAGCAGAAUAAAAGAUCAAACACCAACACUACUUAGGUCAAAUGUUGUCUAUAAGAUGAAUUGUGCGGAAUGUGAGUGCACAUAUAUUGGUCACACGUCCCAGUGGCUAAAAAGCAGAUUGGCCUUACACAAAAGUGACAUCACAAAAAACAACCAGCGAUGUGCUUUAACCAUACAUGCGGUAGAGAAAGGACAUAGGAUUGACUUCGACAGUGCAGAGAUAGUGGCAACUCAGAAAAAGUAUAACAAAAGACUCAUACUCGAGAUGAUAAACAUAAGGAACCAGAAAGACCCAAUAAAUAAAAAGACCGACGUACAGAAACUAAGUAAUGUAUAUACCUAUCUACUCACAUACCCUAACAUUAAAGAACGAAAAAAAAUUUUUAUGAUGGACCGUUGGAUGAAUAAGUCAGAGAAGAACAACAUUAUGACAGAAUAA
This is a messenger RNA of Harmonia axyridis, 2498 nucleotides long. RefSeq lists its product as uncharacterized. The transcript has 2 exons. The coding region runs from base 414 to 2498 and encodes 694 amino acids. Lineage: Eukaryota; Metazoa; Arthropoda; Insecta; Coleoptera; Coccinellidae. The record is from RefSeq and is a predicted model, not a curated record.